Messenger RNA from Sander lucioperca (pikeperch), 652 nucleotides. Its product is annotated as histone H2B 1/2-like. NCBI's taxonomy places the organism in Eukaryota, Metazoa, Chordata, Actinopteri, Perciformes, Percidae. The transcript has a single exon. The record is from RefSeq and is a predicted model, not a curated record. Gene Ontology annotation, cellular component: nucleosome. Gene Ontology annotation, molecular function: structural constituent of chromatin; DNA binding; protein heterodimerization activity. The coding region runs from base 14 to 388 and encodes 124 amino acids.
CUCGGAACUAAUUAUGCCAGAGCCCAGCGUCAAAGCGCCCAAGAAGGGCUCCAAGAAAGCCGUCUCUAAGGCCGUCAGCAAGACCGGCAAGAAGAAGAGAAAGACCAGGAAGGAGAGCUACGCCAUCUACGUGUACAAGGUACUGAAACAAGUCCACCCAGACACCGGCAUCUCUUCCAAGGCUAUGGGCAUCAUGAACUCGUUUGUGAGCGACAUCUUUGAGCGUAUCGCCGGUGAGGCCUCCCGUCUGGCUCACUACAACAAGCGCUCCACCAUCACUUCCAGGGAGAUUCAGACCGCCGUGAGGCUGCUGCUGCCCGGGGAGCUGGCCAAGCACGCCGUGUCUGAGGGCACCAAGGCCGUCACCAAGUACACUAGCUCCAAGUAAAUUUGCUCGGAUACCCACAACACAACGGCUCUUUUAAGAGCCACCCACUUCAUCUAAAGCGGUCUUCCAGUUAUCAUUGAAAAGCUAUCAAUGUUAAAUACUAUAUAAAGGAAUUUGAAGACGCCAUAGUAACAGGAUGAACUAUUAAAAAAAAAAAAAAUGGGAAGCGAUAAGAAUCUGGUCAUAUACAGUAAGACAGGCUGAGAUACAUAGAGAACUCUAUAUGAGAACAAGAUUAGUAUUAGUAAAGUAUUGAGACACCUU